AUUUAUCACGACGGAUAAAAGCGUGUAUGCUCUUGAAUGGUUAGGCUCCUUUCACUCUGGCUCAUCCUUCUUGGAGAGUAAACGAUUCCCGAAAGUCACGCUCUGUGACUAUCAAAUCCGGCAAAUGAACAACGUGAAAAGAUAUACCGUGCAAUGCGUACUACCUGUUAACCUGUUCAAUGAGAAGCUAUUUCUGUUCCUAUGGUUUUGGUUCUGUCUUCUUGCCAUACUAAACAUCUUCAGCAUGGUCAAUUGGUUUUACCUUACAGUAUGGAAGAAAAAUAAUUACAACUUCGUCAUGAAAUAUUUCAAAAUUGAUGGAAAGAAAUUGCAACAAGCAGACAAAGAGGCCUGCAAGAAAUUUACUGAUGAUUUUCUUCGGGAUGACGGAUGUUUUCUAGUGAGGAUGGUAGGGAUAAAUUCCUCGGAACUUGUAGUGAUUGACCUACUCAAGGAACUGUUUACACAGUAUCAGAAAGACCAAAAGCAAUCUGAAGCCAUUUCACAUGAUGUAAACCAAAACGAAACCGAACAGAAAGAUGUCAAGUAGAAUACAUUGCAGCUAAUGAGAGUUUUCUCAUAUAGACCGACACUGAAAUCAUUAUGGAACUGAAACAAAAACAUACAUGACUUGAAUCUUUUGUUAGGUUCUCUCUCUCUCUGUGCGUGCGUGCGUGCGUGCGUGUUUAUUAUCAAAUAAUAACGUAUACUCAUUACCCUUAUUAAUGUCAUUUCACACGUGUUUGUACAUAGUAUGCUCUGUCACUACAUACUUUCACCCAAUAUCAAAAUUCUUUAAGCGAAAUCAAUUUCAUAAUCUUUCUUUUCUUAUUACAUGAAAAAAUAUCCACAUCAAGAAUUGAACCGUCAGCCUUCACUCGUACUUUAUAAAGCUAUAAUAAUCAAAAUGCCUUAGACAACCACCAACAUAUCAGGUAGAUUCUCUCCAUAAAACAAGAAAAGUGGUUAGUAAUGUUAAAGGCUUGUACAAACUUUCUUUUAAGGGUAACUUCUAGGAAUUGCAUGUCAGAAGUCCCAAAUGUGAUUCAUAUCUGUCUAAACGCACAUUAGAUUAAUGCAAUCCUUACAGUUACAUUUUUACAAUAGGUUUGCUUUUAAAAUAAGUGCUUUAUUUCCACGAAUAUCAAACUAACGACCUUUACAACAUCUAGAUCAAACAGCUAAAAUGCCCAUCCAUAUUAAAUUGUAAUUCGACUUCCUAUAAAAAUACCCAUCCUGAAAUUACAAAUGUAACUUCAAAUUUCCUUAAAUCCAAUAAAAAGCUUUAACUUGAACUAUAGUAUAGUUUUCAUUUUGGUUUCCGAUUUUGAAAUAUUUUUUUAUGAAUGACGUCAGUUAGCGCUCAGUGAGCAGUUCAUCUCGUUGAACAUUGCUCACUGAGUUGUGUUCAAAACUCUGCAAUUUCUACUCUUUAAGUCAUAACCUUUGAAUUUUGCUCACAGUAUUCAUGUCAAUGUAAGUUUAAGUCAUUAAUAAUUGUUCAUCUCAUAAGCUAACAACAAUUCUCAGUGAUUAAUUGCCAAACCUGUCCACUGGACAUUUUUCAUUACGAGUAUAACAAAAGUGACCACUCGACCACAUAGAAGGUGAUUUUAUCUAUAUUCCUAGGCCCUUUCAGAUAUAAUUCUCUUGGGGUGAUCUCCACAAAUAGUUUAUGUGUCGGUAAUUCGACGGGAAAUACCGAUAAUUUGUUUUCAGUUCAUAGCUGCCAGUAUGACAAACAUGAUCCAGGGUAAUUUUCAAUAUGGUUUCCAUAAUUUGAGCCGCGCCAUGAGAAACCCAACAUAGUGACUUUGCGACCAGCAUGGAUCCAGACCAGCCUGCGCAUCCGCGCAGUCUGGUCAGGAUCUAUGCUAUUCGCCAAUGGUUUCUCUCAUUGCAAUAGGUUUUUAAAGCGAACAGCAUGGAUCCUGACCAGACUGCGCGGAUGCGCAGGCUGGUCUGGAUCCAUGCUGGUCGCAAAGCCACUAUGUUGGUUUUCGCAUGGCGCGGCUCAUAAAGUAUUAUCGAAACAUUUGCUUAGAAGGCGUUAUAGAUCCACAUGCAUAAUGUAAAAGUAUAUUCGAUUGUAUAUAUUGCUAGACUUCAUGUCAGUUGUAUGCAAUCAUUGGAUACAUGUUUAUACCCGUAGCUUAAACAGGUGUGCAUCAAAAAUUAUUGACUUCGUUUUAAAGACCCACCACAACCUAGUGACCCCGGCACUUCCAAAGGACCUAUUUUUCUCGUUAUAUAAGCUUUAUAAAAUCAUUCUGAUAAUACAGUUAUAAAUUAUAAUACAGCUAUGGUGGAAAAUUUAAGGCUCUUCUUGGAUUAUUGUACUUUCACAGCUUUAUCUAAAAAAUGAUUUUAAAUUUCAUUAUUCAGUUAAUCUGUUUUCAGUAUAUUUAUUUUCUUAAAACAUAUAGCUUACACUGCAGAAAACAAACUGUUUAAUCUGAACACUUUGCAUACUGCCACAUUUAUUCAAUAAAACAUUUGGACAGUAAACAUACAAGUCUUGGCCUCAAAAUGUCACUAUGAGUUCGUUACUGUAAACAUACAGCAGAUGUUGUAUACCUGAAUUUUACGAUGCGAUGAAAUGAUGUGAAAUUAUCAUCAUGGGAAGAAAAUAGAUUACAGUUAUUCUGUGUUGGGUCUUUAAAGUCAAUACUACAACUGACAGUUUCAAGACACAAUGUCUAAUAAUGUUGAUAAUAAGUAAAAAUAUUUUUCAUAAAAGAAAAUCUAUAACUGUAAUCUGUAUUUGAAUUUAAAUGGAAAAUGUUCUUCAAAUUAAAUAAAAAAUCUCAACCGGCUGUAUGUCCACAUCCAUCGUUCAAAAUAUCUGAGCCAUAAUUACUUAUUCAUUGACGAACAUUCAAGAUUUGGCUAACGUAGUAAAUGGGAGAUAACCCCGCUUAUAUUAAAAUGACUUUGCUUAUGUAGUUUAAUUGGAGAUAACAGAACAGAACAGAAAUUUUAUAAAGUCUUAUGCAUAUACAGCAGAUCUACAUAAACCAAAAUAAAUAUAAAUAAUAGCAUGAUCAUGACAAUAAUGGCAACAAUAGUAAUAUGACAGUCACAGAAGGAAAAUCAAAUUGAUGAGAAUGUUUAAAAAGUACAAAUUUAAAAGGAUUACUUGCAUAAAAAUAAUACCUCAGUUACAUAAUUUGAUAAACAUUUUACACAAUCAUGUUGCAUUCAAUAUAUUUUGUCUUUGCUUGAAAGCUUUGAUCGAAUAUACAGAAAUUUUAUGCAGCAAUGGUAUACUAUUAGUUUUCAAUAUGUUUACCAAUAUAGCCAUACUUGGUCUAACUCGAUAAUAUCUUGGUGUAUGAAUAAUGCGUAACUCUUUAAAUGCUUCACAUUUCAAAACAAAGUGAUACUCGUCUUCGACUACUCUUUUAUUACAAAGUUCACACACUCCUUUUUGUCUUUCUAUGUCUCUAUGGCGACCAUAUUCAAUAUUGAACCAAUGAGAUAACACGCAGCUAUUUAGAUAUGUCGGCCUACGUAGUAUAUGAGAUAACCCGCUAUUUUUAAUUAUGUUGGAAAACACAAUAUUAGAUGAUACAAAAAAUGUACUUGAUGUUUAUCUUUAUGUAAGUUGCACGUGGCUAAUCAUAUCUACAUUGGUACGUACUUCUAUCAAAUAAGAUAAUAGACUGUUUCUUGCAUAUUAUAAAUAGGAACAAUAUCAUUUAAUCAUUAUCAGUAUUGUUUUAUUACUAUGCAUUAUGCUGUUUAUUUUGAGUCAAUGUUUCAGAUCUACGAUAUUGAGUAAUAGUUUUUCGUGUAUUCUGGCUGGUAAAAAUUGAUACAAUACCCUAAAAGUCUGCUGAUGUUAGCAAACAAAACAUUGUUUGAAAUUCAAUCAUUUCUACUGAUCAUAGAAGAUAACGACAAUGUCUGUAAAUUCAUGAUGAAAGCUUACAGCUGAUUUGAAUUACGUUCGAUUCCGACACCCCGCCCCUCCUCUCCUCAAUCCAACAACCCGAAAAAAAAAACAGUAUAUUUUCUCAUCAGAAGGUGUGGUCGCGGCCUUGUGGUCCUAAGACCAAGGUCCUCCAGCAUCAGCGGCCGUUCAUGUACCACAUUUUUACCACAUUUUAAUCAUUACACAACUAUGUUUCUUCCCGACAUAUACGAUUUAAGUGCCGUUCUCCUGCCAAUGUCUGAGACCACUUUUUAGAACUAUAAUAACUAAUUAAAAUAACUAAAUUAAUCCCGCGCAGAUAACAAUCUGCUAACACGAAUGUAUCUAUUUCAAUCUAUUAUCAGCAUUAUAUCAUUAUUUGUAUUUAUAUUUAUUUGUAAUCCACGCAAUACUUACACUGAGUAUUUUUCAUGAAUUUUAUUUAUAAAUUUUAUCUUGAUUAAUUUCACAAAAAUAACAGAACAGGUCCAGACGCCUUUGCCAAUAUUUGAAACAGUGUCGGAUAAAUUAUACUUGCGAAUUAAAUUGAUCCUGAAAUUUUAGAAUCAUGGUUAUAAGCAAUUAUGAUGCCUUGUCACCCUUGAAGUUGUUCAGUUCGAGCCAUUGUGAUGACUGGGUUGACCGACUGAGUCAUGCCGUCACGGUUUUACUUCUCUUGGCGUUCGCCAUUACUGUCAGUACGACACAUAUAGUUGAACCACCAAUAUCGUGCUGGGUACCAGCCGAAUUUGACAAGGGAACCGGAUCUUUCGAAGACUAUGUUAAUACAUAUUGUUGGUUGAAGAACACUUAUUAUAUACCAAUGCUUGAGGAGAUUCCGACGGACGUACUACAUCGGCAGCAAGAAGAGAUCACGUACUACCAAUGGGUGCCAUUGAUAUUCCUUCUUCAGGCGUUAUUAUUCAAACUCCCACAUAUUUUGUGGAAAAUACUACGUAACAACUGUGGCCUGGAACUUGGAAAACUUUGCAAGACUGCCGGAAAUACACAAUGUCAAUCACCAGCAGAGCGGAGCGAAACCAUUUCUGUCAUUGUGUUUUCUAUUUUGUGCUGGAUUAAAGGUCGGCAACGGUAUAUUAAGCAGAAUGCGUGCGUACGUGCUAAAACUUGGCUGUCGCGAUUCUGUUGUUUCUAUGGCAACAAACGAGAAGGAACUUUCUUGACGGCCUUAUAUCUGGCAAUCAAACUUCUCUAUCUUACUAAUGUCAUUGGACAAAUAUUUCUUCUGAAUGCAUUUAUCACGACAGAUAAAAGCGUGUACGCUCUUGAAUGGUUAGGCUCCUUUCACUCUAGCUCAUCUUUCGUGGAGAGUAAACGAUUCCCGAAAGUCACACUCUGUGACUAUCAAAUCCGGCAAAUGAACAACGUGAAAAAAUAUACCGUGCAAUGUGUACUACCAAUUAACAUGUUCAAUGAGAAGCUAUUUCUGUUCCUUUGGUUUUGGUUCUGUCUUCUUGCCAUACUAAAUGUCUUCAGCAUGGCCAAUUGGCUUUAUCUUAUAAUAUGGAAGAAAAAUAACUACAACUUCGUCAUGAAAUAUUUUAAAAUUGAUGGACAGAGAUUGAAACAAGCAGACAAAGAGGCCUGCAAGAAAUUUACUGAAGAUUUUCUUCGGAAUGACGGAUGUUUUCUAGUGAGGAUGGUAGGGAUGAAUUCCUCGGAACUUGUAGUGAUUGACCUACUCAAGGAACUGUUUACCCAGUAUAAGAAAGACCAAAAGCAAUCUAGAGCCACUUCACAUGAUGACCAAAACGAGACCGAACAGAAAAAAGUCAAGUAGAAUACGUUACAGCUAAUGAGAGUUUUCUCAUAUAGACCGACACUGAAAUUCAUACAGAACUGAAACAAAAGCAUACAUGAUUUAAGAAUCCUUAGUUAGGUCACCAUAUUCUGACUAAAACAAUGUGAAAGGUCAAAUUUUAUUCCACUUUGCGUCUAUUUGGUCUUUUUCCAUUGAAUAUCCGAAAAUAUGUAAAAGAAGUCGUCAGGAUUUAGAUGCAAUUUCGAAACAAAUUUGCGGUACUCUCUCUCUCUCUCUCUCUCUCUCUCUCUCUCUCUCUGUUUAUUAUCAAAUAAUAACGAAUACUCAUUGCUCAUAUUAAUGUCAUUUCACACAUGUUUGUAUAUCGUAUGCUCUGCCACUACAUACUUUCACCCAAUAUCAAAAUUCUUCAAGCGAACAUGAAAAAAUAUCCGCAUCAAAAAAUGAACCGGAACUCUUCACUCGUACUUUCAUAAAGGAACAAUAAAAACGUGCCUUAGACAACCAACAACAUAUCAGAUAGAUUCUCCCCAUAAAGCAGGAAAAAUGGUCAGUAAAACAGAAAGAAAAAAUAAAAUGCUUGCACAAACUUUCUUUGAAUGGGAACUCUUAGGAAUUGUAUGCCAGAAGUCCCAAUGGUGGUUCAUACCUGUCUAAACGUACAUUAAAUUCAUGCAAUCCUUAGAGUUAUAUUUUUACAAAAGUUUUGCUUUAAAAAUAAGUUCUUUAUUUCCACGAGUGUCAAACUAAUGAUCUUUACAACAUCUAGAUGAAACUGCUAAAAUACCCGUCCAUGUUAUAUUGUAAUUCGACUUCCUAUAAAAAUACCUAUCCUGAAAAUAACUUCAUAUUUCCUUAAAGUCCAAUAAAAAUUACAUAACCUUGUCGACUCGGCAUUAAGCUUUAGCUGUAAACUAAAGUAUAGUUUUAUCAUUUUGGUUUCCGAUUUGGAAAUGUGUUCUUUAUGAAUGACAUCAGAUAGCGCUCAAUGAGCAGUUCAUCUCGUUGAAUAUAUAAACGGAAACUUUUCUUCGAAUUAAAUCGGCUUUAUGUCCACAUCCGUCGUUCAAAGUAUAUUCUAAUUCUGUAGCAAACAAAACCUUUAACGCCACUUCGAUAUUCAUAUAAUUUAUACUAACUUCAUUUAAGAGAAAAAUGGAAUGAAUGAAUUUAAGUCAUGUAAAAUGUCCAUUCCUGCGUCUAACAUAUCCAAGUGUUUAUUGACAUUUCAGCACAUCACUUUAUUGUUGGGCUUCUUGGGUUCAUUGAAGCACAUUUCUGAUCAUUUCAUUGCUAGCUAGAGAGAUUUGUUAAUGCCAUUUUCGUGUUGUUUCACUGUUUGUAGAUUAACCUUUUCCUCAUGUUAGUUUAGUCAUUACAACGACCUUUUAAUUGUCAUUUCAGUGCGUUUAAUUUUGUUUCGUUGCAUAUUUAAAAACCUUUUCGCAUACUUUUCGUUCAGUUGCCUGUCAUUCCUUUAAAUUGUAUCCAUUCGUAUUAAACAACCGUUUUUGUAUACAUCUAUGUUGUAAUGUUUUGUAACCAGUUACUAGAUCUCUGUUUAUUAAACUUCCCGUUAACACUAUUUUCGUCCAUAUCAUCUUCCAUCGUCAAGUUUUUGAUCCAUUAUUGAUGAACUCUUUUCUGCAUUCUUACAUUUAAACUUUCGUGUUCUUUUUUUUUCAGAGACGCUGUCGAAUUGUAUAUGUUUUACAUUUGCAUUUUUCUGCGUUGUUAUUUUAUCUUUAG
Molecule: messenger RNA, 7448 nt
Organism: Mercenaria mercenaria
Lineage: Eukaryota; Metazoa; Mollusca; Bivalvia; Venerida; Veneridae
Product: innexin unc-9-like
Exons: 9
Coding region: 4485-5717 (410 amino acids)
Cellular component (GO): plasma membrane; gap junction
Molecular function (GO): gap junction channel activity
Source: RefSeq, a predicted model, not a curated record